Messenger RNA from Anthostomella pinea, 288 nucleotides. NCBI's taxonomy places the organism in Eukaryota, Fungi, Ascomycota, Sordariomycetes, Xylariales, Xylariaceae. The record is from the annotation of a GenBank genome assembly.
AUGUCUUCGCCGAGCAUUACAGAGCGAAAUAUUGAUUUCGCUAGGGACAAAAACCCUGCUCUCUCGUUCAUGGUCCAUGCAACCGAGCUAGUCCAGCGCCGAAUUGGCCAGAGAAUCAAUGAACAAGGAAUGCUCAAUGAGGUUACUAGAUCGGUUCAAGAUACCUCGGUUACUAAAGGCCUACCGUGGCUAUUCUACCGGGCCGUGCGGACGGCCAUCAUAGAGAAGAACAGAAACCUAGUGAACGAGGCAGAAGAGCCGGUGGAUGAGGGCUUCGCGGAGGAGUAG